Molecule: messenger RNA, 1271 nt
Organism: Sodiomyces alkalinus F11
Lineage: Eukaryota; Fungi; Ascomycota; Sordariomycetes; Glomerellales; Plectosphaerellaceae
Product: FAD/NAD(P)-binding domain-containing protein
Exons: 3
Coding region: 1-1119 (372 amino acids)
Cellular component (GO): cytoplasm
Molecular function (GO): flavin adenine dinucleotide binding; electron-transferring-flavoprotein dehydrogenase activity
Source: RefSeq, a predicted model, not a curated record
AUGGUCAAGACAGUCGUCGUUGUCGGUGGCUCCUAUGGGGGUCUGCAGGUUACCCAUCGGUUGCUCAAGUAUACGCGACAGCAAGUGCCUGACCUGAAGGUCAUUCUUGUUUCGAAGACUAGUCACUUCUUCUGGAACAUCGCCUCUGUCCGCGGUAUCAUCCCAGGACACUUCAAGGAAGAACAGCUCUUCCAGCCCAUCGAACCUGGCUUGGCGCAGUACCCCAAAGACAGCAACGAGUUCGUCCUGGGUACGGCCUCGAACCUGGAUGCAGAUGCUCGUACGCUUGACGUCGACACAUUAACCGGUCCAAGGACCUUGUCCUACGACUUUUUGGUCCUUGCCACCGGCGCCCGCAGUCCCUCCAACGACGUUCCCUGGAAAGACACAGGCAACCACGAGAAAACCCUCGCCACCCUGCGUGCAACGAGCGAACGUGUCCAGUCGGCACGCCAUAUCGUCGUCGUUGGUGCCGGCCCCACGGGUGUAGAAGUCAGCGCCGAGAUCGCCUUCCAUUACGGCAAGGAAAAGGAGGUCAUCCUCGUAUCGGCCGAUCAGCAGGUCCUCGGCGGGGACUCGCUCGCGGCAGCUGCCGAACGGGAACUCGUCAACCUCGGCGUCGUUAUCCGAAAGGGCGUCAAGGCCGAAACCGUCUCGUCGCUACCGAACGGUCGUACUGAGGUCAACUUAUCCGAUGGCGAGAUUCUCGCGACGGACCUGUACCUCUCUACCGUCGGGUUGGUGCCCAACUCGGACUACAUAGAUCCGGGGCUGUUGAACGAGAGAAAGUAUGUUGUCGUGGACGAGUGCCUCCGUGUCCGCGGUUACGAGAACGUCUGGGCCUGCGGUGACCUCGUCUCAGUGCCCAAGGCAUCGUUCCCCAUCACCAACAAGCAGGCAGCGGGUGUUGCGAAGAAUGUCGAGCUCGCGCUCCAAGGCAAGCGGCAACAGGUCGCCAAGGGCAUGCCGUUUGAUGUGCUCCUCUGCACCACGGGCCCCAACCGCGGCGUUGGUCGACUGGGCAUUGUUAGCACACCGUCACUGGCCGUUUGGUUCAUAAAGGGACGUACCUUGGCAACCGAGUCCUUGCCCAAGUUUGUUAGCGGAUCCCAAUGGUAAUGGAAAGGGCUGUCAGGGAAGAAAGGAAAGAAAGAAAAGAAAGAAAAGAAAGAAAACAAGGGAAACUUCUUAGAGCUAAGAAGUCAAGUAUAGCGUUCGUCGAUCAGGCAUGGCAAAUGUGCUUCCAGAAAUGCAUCUCUCCAUUUACCUAC